GAACGAAUCAUGUCAUCGAGUGAAGGCUUCCUCCUUUGGCGGAAGUGAAUGUGUGUGUCCUUCGAAUUAACGUGGGACGCUGCACUUCUCUUGAAAUUGUUUGGUGUUAAAUGUUGAGACUCGAGUAAUCGUGGUAACAUUUUAGUUACAUUGACUGGUGUGGUAGAUAAUUGCCUCAGAGACCAUGCCUCUACACAAGUACCCUCCGCGGAUCUGGGAAAUGUUGAAGAUGAAGCAGGGCAUCUAUGCUCGACUGCCCCAGCACUAUCUGCGAUCGCUUCAGCCGCCCCCACCGACCCCAGUCCACUGGAGGCCUCUAGGGGUGAAAUACAGGCUCAACCCUAAAACUAAAGUCAGAGAGCGCGUUGAGGACGUCCCUAUCCCAAUCUACUACCCACCAGAAUCUCAAAAGGGGCUUUGGGGAGGAGAAGGCUGGGUGACGGGAUUCGUAUAUGCCAACGGCGAUAAGCUGUGUCCUCGUGUGAAGAAGUGCUGGAAGCCACAGCUGUUUCUCAGACAGCUGUACAGUGAGAUCCUGGAUCAUAAGUUCGACAUCACCGUCACUUCCCGAACCCUGGACCUCAUCGAUGCUGCCUACGGCUUUGACUUCUACAUCCUCAAGACUCCAAAGCAGGACCUGAACUCCAAACUGGGGAUGGACAUAAAACGGGCCCUUCUGCUCCGCCUGGCUCGCUGGAACACAGAGCUCUACCCAGAUGACCCCGCCCGCAGGGACAUGGUCUACAACAAGUAUAAGAAGUUUCUGAUCCCUGAAGAAGAGGCUGAAUGGGUGGGACUGAGCCUGGAGGAGGCUGUGGAGAAACAGAGACUCCUGGAGUACAAGGAGCCAACGCCCAAGUUCGUAUCCUGCAUGGAGAACCUGGUGCAGGAACUGGCUGUCCAGAAGCUGUCCGAACCCCAGGUGGUGGAGAAGUGAGGUUCCUCUGCGCUGUACGCCCAGUGCCCCUCGCCCUGCCCCACCCCACCCCACCCCACAGCAGUCAGCGGUCUCUGGGGUUGGGAGACAGACAAAUGCGAUGAAAGACGUUUAUUUAUCCCGCAGUUUCAGCACUUCCUCCCAGGCCUGGUCCGGAGUUAAUCGCUCUGUGCUAACGUCUCCCUGGAUGUGCUAUUCAGCUGGAACUGUGUUUCCAUGAGCCCAUAGAAAUAAAAUCUUAUUUUCCUUCCUUAA
Molecule: messenger RNA, 1192 nt
Organism: Conger conger (European conger)
Lineage: Eukaryota; Metazoa; Chordata; Actinopteri; Anguilliformes; Congridae
Gene: mrpl28
Product: mitochondrial ribosomal protein L28
Exons: 6
Coding region: 185-937 (250 amino acids)
Cellular component (GO): mitochondrial large ribosomal subunit
Molecular function (GO): structural constituent of ribosome
Source: RefSeq, a predicted model, not a curated record